CACCAGACACUAAUCCUGAAUCCUGUGCUUUGUCCUGCUUCCACCUUGCUUCCUUCACUCCCACCCAACAAUUCCCCCUUCUCUCAUUCAAAUCCCUACCAAACAAAUUUCACUUCAUUUUUUCAGAAACAAAAUAUUCUUAUAUAAUAACUCUAUUCAAUUGCUUUGGCUUUUAACCACACCUAUGGCUUCUGCAUUGCAAGCAAAUGUUGCUGCAAACACGUGCACGUUUUCUGCUGCCAGAAGCUUCUUCUCUUUGAAGAACCAAAGAGCUUGUCACAGGCGAAGUUCUUGCUUGUUCAUAGUGAGAGCUUCUUCAUCUGAUGACUCUGAUUGCAAUGAUGAAGAGUGUGCUCCUGAUAAGGAAGUUGGAAAGGUCAGUAUGGAAUGGUUAGCAGGGGAGAAGACUAGAGUAGUGGGUACGUACCCUCCUCGGAAGCAAGGCUGGACUGGCUAUGUUGAGAAGGACACUGCUGGGCAGACAAACAUAUAUUCUGUUGAGCCAGCAGUUUAUGUGGCAGAAAGUGCAAUAAGUUCAGGAAAUGCAGGCUCUUCUUCUGACGGAGCCGAAAACACAGCAGCAAUUGCUGCAGGCCUUGCCCUGAUUUCAGUUGCUGCAGCAUCAUCCAUAUUGCUCCAAGUUGGUAAGAAUAGUCCACCACAGGUGCAGACACUGCAAUACUCUGGACCAUCACUUAGUUACUACAUCAACAAGUUCAAGCCACCGGAAAGUGUUCAAGCAUCGGCACCCGCCAAGAUUGAAGUAUCAUCACCAUCAGAACCUGUCCAACCUGAAAGUUCGCCAGAAGUAGUUUCUGAAGUUCAGGUUGAACCUGAAGUUCUAAAAGAGUCCUCAAGUGAGAACACAGUGUCAUAGGGUGAUUGAACUUAUAUCAUUCCUUUUGUUGCAAAGAAAAAAAAUAUAUCAGAGCGCUGUAUUUUCUGCCAAUAAUUUUUUUUAAAGUAUUUGACAUUGUGGCUUAUUGACUCAUUGUAUACUUGACUAUAUGUUAAUGAUGUAUUGAAAUGAAUUUAGCUAGUAAUUGAGUGUGUA
Messenger RNA from Arachis stenosperma, 1054 nucleotides. Its product is annotated as protein MAINTENANCE OF PSII UNDER HIGH LIGHT 1. NCBI's taxonomy places the organism in Eukaryota, Viridiplantae, Streptophyta, Magnoliopsida, Fabales, Fabaceae. Bases 185 to 877 code for a protein of 230 amino acids. The record is from RefSeq and is a predicted model, not a curated record. The transcript is spliced from 3 exons. Gene Ontology annotation, cellular component: chloroplast thylakoid membrane. Gene Ontology annotation, biological process: regulation of protein complex stability.